AUGGCCGCCGUACAAAACCCACCCAGAGGUACCGACUGGGCCGAUGAUGACGACUCUCCCGAUCUUUCCACAUCCAUCCCCGCACCACAAAUCACCAAGAACAAGGACGGCACCGAGACUGUUGUCACGGUUUUCAUCAACGAGGACGGCAAGCGCGUCAAGCGCACACAACGCAUUCGCAGAACGGUCAUCAAGAAGAAGGAGAACCCACGUGUUGCCGAGCGCCGCGCAUGGCCCAAGAUGGGUGCUGAGGCCGGCAAGCAGCCUGGCCCACGCUCGGACACCACCACCAUGGGCGAAAACAUCAUCUUCCGCCCACAGGCCGGCUGGAAGAGUGGUCAGGUGCAGGAGGAGAAGCCAGAUGAGAGCAAAAAAGCUGAGAAUCAAAAGAAGAUGCAGAUUAAAUGUCGUAUCUGUAGCGGAGACCAUUUCACCACCAAGUGUCCCUUCAAGGACACCAUGGCACCCGAGGGCGAGGCUGCCGGCACGCCAGCAGACAUGGAUGCUAUCAAUGGAGCUGCGGAGGGUGGUUUGGGUGUUGGAGGCGGUGGCUACGUUCCACCUCAUUUGCGAAAGGGCGCUGCGGCCGCCGGUGGCGGUGAGCGCAUGGGUGGCAAGUUCGAGCGGGAUGAUCUUGCGACGCUGAGAGUGACAAACGUUUCCGAGUUUGCCGAAGAAGGAGACCUUCGCGAAAUCUUCGAGCGCCACGGCCGCGUCACUCGUGUCUUCCUUGCCAAAGAUCGCGAGACUGGCAGGGCAAAGGGCUUUGCUUUCGUUUCAUAUGCCGACCGCGCGGAUGCGGCUCGAGCAGCCGAGAGAGUGGAUGGUUACGGUUUCGGUCACUUGAUUUUGCGCGUCGAGUUCGCGAAGAAGGCCACCACCUAA
Messenger RNA from Ramularia collo-cygni, 885 nucleotides. Its product is annotated as probable Eukaryotic translation initiation factor 3 subunit G. The transcript is spliced from 2 exons. Gene Ontology annotation, cellular component: cytoplasm; eukaryotic translation initiation factor 3 complex. The coding region runs from base 1 to 885 and encodes 294 amino acids. The record is from RefSeq and is a predicted model, not a curated record. Gene Ontology annotation, molecular function: translation initiation factor activity; RNA binding. NCBI's taxonomy places the organism in Eukaryota, Fungi, Ascomycota, Dothideomycetes, Mycosphaerellales, Mycosphaerellaceae.